Messenger RNA from Coprinopsis cinerea okayama7#130, 648 nucleotides. RefSeq names its product proteasome subunit beta type 6. The transcript has 5 exons. Bases 1 to 648 code for a protein of 215 amino acids. Gene Ontology annotation, molecular function: threonine-type endopeptidase activity. NCBI's taxonomy places the organism in Eukaryota, Fungi, Basidiomycota, Agaricomycetes, Agaricales, Psathyrellaceae. The record is from RefSeq and is a predicted model, not a curated record. Gene Ontology annotation, cellular component: proteasome core complex.
AUGGAACGCAUCGAUGUCAACCGUCUCAAAUCUGGCGAGGUCAACCUCGGAGCCAACCGUGUUACGGACAAACUGACCUAUGUUCAUGAUCGAAUCUAUUGCUGUCGGUCAGGUUCAGCAGCAGACACCCAGGCCGUUGCUGAUGUCGUCCAUCACCACCUCCAACUAAUCACUCAAAUGAACGGCGAAGCUCCCUCAGUGCAUACAGCCGCACAAGUCUUUCAGAAGAUCUGUUACGACAACAAGGACGCACUGAGUGCCGGUAUCAUCGUCGCUGGUUGGGAUAAGGAAGUCGGUCCUAGCGUUUACAAUAUCCCUCUUGGUGGCGGUCUGUUCAGGCAACCAUGGGCGAUCGGAGGCUCUGGAUCUACCUAUGUAUAUGGUUACUGUGAUGCCACCUACAGGGAAGGCUGGGGUCGAGACGAGACGGUCGAGUUCGUCAAGAACACUCUCGCCCUCGCCAUGUCGAGAGAUGGUUCCUCUGGAGGCGUGAUCCGAAUGUGCGUAAUCACGGAAAACAACGUGGAACGCCUCUUCAUCCCUGGCAAUGAACUGCCGCGGUUCUGGGAAGGAAAGGAUGUAUUAGGGGCUGCAACCAAGAAUGUAUACCCCGAGCCCGAAGUCGUCCCAAUGGCAGUAGAAGCCUAA